Messenger RNA from Rosa chinensis, 1633 nucleotides. Its product is annotated as alcohol dehydrogenase-like 3. Gene Ontology annotation, molecular function: zinc ion binding; S-(hydroxymethyl)glutathione dehydrogenase [NAD(P)+] activity. The record is from RefSeq and is a predicted model, not a curated record. The transcript has 10 exons. Gene Ontology annotation, biological process: formaldehyde catabolic process. Bases 198 to 1352 code for a protein of 384 amino acids. Lineage: Eukaryota; Viridiplantae; Streptophyta; Magnoliopsida; Rosales; Rosaceae. Gene Ontology annotation, cellular component: cytosol.
AUUGCACCCAAAUCCUGAGUUUGCUUCUAUUGCUGGCUAGCUAGCUUCUUAUUUUCCUUCUAAAUUCCCCCUUCUUGGUAUAUAUGCACUGGUUUUCAUAGGAAAGAUCACAAAGCCUUUAGCUUAUACGCCUUUGCCAACAUAUAGAGAAUACUCAUAUAUAUCAAGUUUAAGAUCAACCAGACGCCAACAUACAGAUGGAGAGGACAACCGGAAAGGUGAUCACUUGCAAAGCUGCUGUUGUUUGGGGUCCUGAGGAGCCUUUUGUGAUGGAACAAGUUCAAGUUGACCCGCCGCAGAAACUGGAGGUCCGAGUCAAGAUCCUCUUCACCUCAAUCUGUCACACUGAUCUUAGUGCUUGGAAAGGAGAGAAUGAAGCUCAACGAGCGUUUCCUCGAAUUCUAGGUCAUGAAGCAGCCGGAAUUGUUGAGAGCGUUGGUGAAGGUGUGACAGACAUGAAAGAAGGGGAUCAUGUGAUCCCUAUUUUCAACGGAGAGUGCGGUUACUGCAUCUGCUGCAGGCAUCAGAAAACUAACAUUUGCAACAACUUUGGAGUAAACCCAAUGAAGAGGGUGAUGAACAGCGACGGUAAAACAAGGUUCUCAAUAAUAACAAAGGAGGGUGACAAAAAACCCAUAUAUCAUUUUCUUAACACUUCAACCUUCAGCGAGUACACAGUUCUUGAGUCCGCUUGUGUUGUCAAGAUUGACUCGGAAGCUCCCCUCAAGAAGAUGACGUUGCUCAGUUGCGGUGCUUCAACUGGAGUUGGUGCUGCAUGGAAUACUGCUGAUGUUCAACCUGGCUCAACAGUCGCCAUUUUUGGUUUAGGUGCCAUUGGACUUGCCGUUGCUGAAGGAGCCAAAGCUAGAGGAGCAUCUACAAUAAUUGGUGUUGACAUGAACCCUAAUAAAUUCAUCAAAGGCCAAGCAAUGGGAGUCACAGAUUUCAUAGACACCCGCGACCCAGGAAAGCCUUUGCAUGAGAGAAUCAGGGAAAUAACAAAAGGAGGUGUGGACUAUAGCUUUGAGUGUGUAGGAAACUCCGAUGUUCUCCGGGAAGCCUUUCUUUCCACACAUGAGGGAUGGGGGUGUACUGUGAUAUUGGGAAUUCAUGCAACACCAAAAAUGCUUCCCCUCCAUCCAAUGGAGUUGUUUCAUGGUCGAGGAAUUAUUGGAUCUGUAUUUGGAGGCUUCAAAGGGAAGAGCCAACUCCCCCGUUUUGCCAAAGAAUGCAUGCAAGGGGUGGUCGAUUUAGACGAGUUCAUAACACAUGAGCUUCCCUUUGAGAAGAUAAAUGAUGCGUUUAAGUUGCUCGUUGAAGGCCAGUCACUGAGAUGCGUUCUACACCUGUGAGCCUCAGUUUCACUUUCGCAGUUUCAUGGUCGACCCUGAUUGCCUGAUUGCAUAUGCUGGUGUUUAUGGAUCAUGCACUUCAGUUUGGUUAAGUUGGGCGUGAAUUGACUCAAAGGUUUCUCACCUUUGUGUUGAAGUUCAAACAUAUAAUAUUGUAAUUGUGAUGAUGUACUUUCUUUUAACGAAUCGUUCUGAUGUAUAAAUUGAUUGUAUAGCACUUGGCUUGCACGACACGACUAUUUACUUAUUUAGUCGUUCUAUCUAAAUAAGAAGCAAAGGAA